Messenger RNA from Mucor velutinosus, 456 nucleotides. RefSeq lists its product as uncharacterized. The record is from RefSeq and is a predicted model, not a curated record. The transcript has 3 exons. Lineage: Eukaryota; Fungi; Mucoromycota; Mucoromycetes; Mucorales; Mucoraceae. Bases 1 to 456 code for a protein of 151 amino acids.
AUGAAGCUUCUCUUUUUUACCAUUGCUACUGUAUUAGCAUCUGUCCUUGCCUCUACGAUCGAGCCCCCUGCUUCUGCAUUAAAGAACGAUACGACUAUCGCAGAGCCUGACCAAGAAAUCUGUAUCUUGUCCAUUGUUCCUUGCCCCAAGAGAUGCCGUGAUACCUGCAUCUAUCCUGAUGUACCUUGCCCCAAGACACACCCUCCACAUUGUCCAAAUGAAACGCCCAAGCACUGGCCACUUCACCAGAAGAGAUCUGAUUCCACCGUCAGAAGCAAUACCGUUGUUUCUGAACAAGAUGAUGGUAUUGAGGAAACCAACUGUUUGGACCGUCCAUGUCCCAGAGUUAUUUUCAAACCUUGUCCUAAAGCAUGUCCCUCCAGUUGCGAGUUCCAGAACCCUGCAAAUCCCUGUUGCCCUUACUCUGGUAAACCAGUUUGUAUGGCAUUGAACUAA